Messenger RNA from Nerophis ophidion (straightnose pipefish), 1989 nucleotides. Its product is annotated as THAP domain-containing protein 1 B-like. The record is from RefSeq and is a predicted model, not a curated record. The transcript is spliced from 4 exons. Bases 692 to 1561 code for a protein of 289 amino acids. Gene Ontology annotation, molecular function: sequence-specific DNA binding. Lineage: Eukaryota; Metazoa; Chordata; Actinopteri; Syngnathiformes; Syngnathidae.
CUUUGAAGUUGUCAUGCUGGACAUCAAUGACCGGCACCACCAUCGAUGACGUCAUGACCACAGGCGGCGGGGAAAGUCUACGACGACGCUCGAACUUGCGCGGCUCAGGCGGCGGACUCACUAAGAGGCGAGACGGCGCGAUGUGUGUGUUAUGUUGUCAAAUGUGAGGACUUUGUGAGAAAUAAUCAUCUUUUAGCGACGAGCGAAGGAAAACAUGGGCACGCGGGCGGCGAUCCACGGGGUCCUGUGAGUGGAGUGGCCGACAACACCUUGCCUGUUUUCCCGCUUUAAGAAUCUCCAUAAAAAUCUUAAAAUUCCAGUUCCAUUUGAAUUAAAAUCACUAUUUAAUAAUCAUAUUUUCCAUUAAAUCUGUAUGUGUUGUGUAGAUUUUUCACAAUUCUACACGCGCUUUCUGUUUUGUUCAGGCGCUUGACGAGGACGACUAUAUUACGUCUCCAAGCUUGGGUCGCCAUUUUGGCUCAAACAAAGUCAGAAACAUUCGCUGAAAAGAGGAAUAAUUUGUUUUUAACUCGCCUUCAAAAGUCUCGCAGAGGAGCAGCGUUUUGUUUUUGGAGCUACGACUUCAAGUCUGGUGAAAACAUCGACGUUUAAGGGAAGAUGAGAAGCAGCAGGAGUUGUGUGAUGAUAUAGUGGACAUAAUCCAUCCAUUGUCUACCGCUUCGUGGACAUAAUGGGCGGCUGCUCUGCGCCUCACUGUUCCAACUCCACCAGCAUAGGCAAGCAGCUCUUUAGGUUCCCCAAAGAUCCUGUCAGGAAGAAGAAAUGGGUUGUGAAUUGCCGACGGGAUUUUGAGCCAACUCCACACUCCAGACUCUGUCAGGACCAUUUUGAACAGAGUCAGUUUGAGGAGAUCGCAAAGUCUGCAGCGGGAGGAAAGAAACUGAAGCCCAAUGCCAUCCCGACUCUCUUCAAUGCUGGGGAGCCUCCAUACCCUGCUGUCACCACACCGUUCCUCGUCCUACCCCUCCAACCUGAGCUAGUGGAGAAAGAAGCCAAGGUGGGCGACCACGGCUACGCCCGCCGCACACCUGUGGUGGUCCUGGAGGAAGUGGAGGGUGAGAGAAGUGGUGUGGAGCAGCUGUGGUGCUCACAGUGUCACCUGCUGAAGAAGCAGCUGGACAAGGAGGUGCACAACACUGCAAGACUGCAGAAGGAGGCAGAGGAGAUGAGAAAGCGCCUCUACCGACUGGACCAGAUUGAGAAGGGACUCCAGAACUUUCUUUACGAGGACCAGAUCCGUGCCUUGUCCCUCAGCAAGCGCUCUCGCCGCGCCGUCUGGUCCCCGGAAACCAUCCUGAAGGCCAGAAAGAUCCGCAGCACGGUCGGCACCAAGGGCUACGAGUACCUCCGAGAGCUGGGAUACCCGCUGCCCUCGUACCGGACUCUGUGCAACCGCCUGGAGACCAAGAUCAUGGUGACCACGGACAUGAGCUGCGAGGAGCUGGCGGAGCUGGGCCUGGGACUGAUGGCCACCUGCGACAGCCCGACGGGAGGCGUGGGGGACAACGACGAGGAAGACCUGAUCGCCGUCUUGUCCUGAUCCGGGGUAUUUGCUCGGUCCGUGGACUCUGCUCAGGCCAAGGUAGGCUCAGAUCGCAUCAAGUGCUGGCCUCAGAGCAGAUACAGUAUUCGGGCUGGCUGUUAGAAGUCUGGGAUUUGCUCCCGGACCAUGUCAUCCCUGGCAAAGUGGAUUUUCAUAACACAAAAAGAAUCGGUCCCCACAAGGCCAAAACCGUUUUUUGGUGUGUAAACCAGCCUUACUGUGCCACACCUUUUUAAUACGGCAGAUGAAGAGACUAUUACUUCUCAAUAUGGUUGUCAGACGCUUCUAUGUAAUGUUAAGCAAGCUCCAAUGUUUGUGAAUGUGUGAAUUUGCUGUCUGCGUUCACUCUGACAACCCUGCGCUAGCAUGUAGCAUGUCACAUGUUACGAGGAAAAACUCCAAAUAAAGUAAUAUAAGAAUACCAA